Molecule: messenger RNA, 1468 nt
Organism: Thecamonas trahens ATCC 50062
Lineage: Eukaryota; Apusomonadida; Apusomonadidae
Exons: 2
Coding region: 92-1381 (429 amino acids)
Molecular function (GO): protein binding
Source: RefSeq, a predicted model, not a curated record
UGUCACCACCGCCUCCUCCACCGCCACCACCACCCCCACCACCAUCACCAUCACCGCCACCACCACCACCUCCUCCUCCACCGCUGCCGUCAUGGAGCUGUCCCCCCUCCUGUCGCUCUCCCUCCUUGCUCUGCUCCUCCUCCCUCUCCAGUCACACGCCGCUUCAUGCUCGUACCAAAGCUACGACCUCUCGCCCUUUGACAACUCCGGUGUGGGAUACGAGGUCUCAACCACAGACUACGUGUAUACCAUCGCAGUGUGUAGCCCGCUGACGUCGUCGGUGUGUGGAGCAGACACGACAGUGUGCCAGACAUGGGGCUCGUCCAACUCCAAGCAGCUCGCCAAGGACCAGAUCACGUACUCGGAGAUGACCCCGUCGGGGACCGGCGUGGAGAUGACCAUGGACGGCGGUGCGUUCUCGAGCACGUGCCAGACGAACAACAAGGGUCUCAUACAGUUCAAGUGCGACCAGUCGCAGACCGGGACCGACUACAAGUUUACCUUUGUGUCGACCGUCGAGUGCGUGAGCACGUUCUCGAUCUCGCACUGCCAAGCGUGCUCGGGCGGAUGCACAAACCCGGGGCCAACACCAAGCCCUCCAGGAGCGCCGCCGAGCCCGCCAAGCCCGCCCGGCGCGCCGCCGCCGCCAGGCCACAGCCCGUCGCCGACGCCUGCGCCAGGCCCGCCAGCCAAGAUGAACACCCUCGUCAAGCGCUCGCUCAUUGUGGGCUCGUGCCUGGCAGCAGUCGGCAUCCUCGGCUGUGUUCUCGCUGUCCGGCUCAAGCUCAAGAUGGCGGAGCACGUCAAGGCGCGAACGGUGGCCGGCAACUACCGGGCGCUGUCGUCGUCGUCGGCGUCGUCGGUCGGCAACGGUGGAAAGGACAGCGAGGAGGGGGCACUCUUUGAUGCGCCAGCGCCGCGAUACGGCGCGACCGACAACUUUGCCGGGCCGUUUACUCAGUCAUCGUCGGACGAGGGCGGCCUGCUGUUUGACGACGACAAGGCCGCCGCCGCGCCGCCGCCGCCGCCGGACGAGAUCCUCCCUGUUGCGGCGGCUGCCGGCGUGGCUGAGCCGAUGGUUGCCUGUCCUGGGUGCGCCACCCUCAACAUGGAGGAUGCCAAGUACUGCAAGGCCUGCGGCGGAAGCAUGGAGAGCGGCAAGAAGCGCAAGUACUUGCCGAUGGACACCUCGCUCAUGUCCAAGUUUGACCGCUACGGCCGCGCCCUGCCCCGCGGCUGGCGCAUGGGCGAAGACGCCCGCGGCAAGGCCUUCUACUACAACAAGAUCACCCACGAGCGGACCUCGCGCCGGCCACGCCACGACGACCGCAAGUCACGCGUCCGCUCGCGCUCGCGGGCCACGCAGUCUGCUCGCCUUUGAGCGAGCCCGCUCCGCCGCCGGGGCGGAGGCCUCACGCCACCGGCCGCGCCAUGAGCAGCGAAAAGGUAAACGCCGCGCCGCCCAGCA